UCCCAAACCGAUCAGAAGCACUCACAAAGUGUUUGCUACAAGCUAUAACCACAGAUCAGUUUGGCUACAUAACGUAUAGUGCUUGAUUGCUCAUAGCUCGAGAAGCUCGAGAGAGAUCAUCAUAGAGCAAAGAGAUUGAUCAGCUAGAGCGUGAUGUGUGAGGAGAAUCCGAUGGCGAUACGUGUUAGGGAGUUCAACAUGGAGAUGGACUUGCCGGCGGUCGAGGAUCUUGAGCGCCGGUGCCAGGUCGGCCUCUCCGGUGACCAGGCGAGCCCCGAGGAGGCGUCAACCGCCGAUGAUGCCGUCGAUGGCGGCGGCGCCAAGAAGUGGAGGAGGAAGAAGAAGACGGCGAAGAAGCAAGGCAUGUCGCUCUACGUGGAGCAGAUCGGCGACCCGUUCGCCAGGGUGCGCCACUCGCCCGACUACGUCAUCCUGGUAGCCGAGCAUGGAGAGGAAGGAGGAGAGGUGGUGGGAGUGAUCAAGGCGUGCGUCAGGACGGUGAGCCGAGGGAAGAAGAAGCAGUUCGCCAAGGUGGCCUGCCUCCUCGGCCUCAGGGUCUCCCCGUCUCACAGGCGGCUCGGCAUCGCAACGGAGCUGGUGCGGCGCGCCGAGGCGUGGUGCGAGGCCAGGGGCGCGGCGCACGCGACCAUGGCGACCACAGCAUCCAACUCCGCCUCGCUCGCGCUCUUCACCGGCCGCUUCGGGUACGCGCCGUUCCGGCGGCCGGUGUUCCUCGGCCACCCGGUGCACCGGCACCGCGCGCGUGUCCCCAGCGCGCACCACGUGCUGCAGCUGCCGCCGCAGCUCGCGGCGGCUGCCUACGCCUCCCUGCUCUCGCCGGCCGAGUUCGUUCCCACCGACCUCCCCGCGCUGCUCGCCCACAAGCUCACCCUCGGCACCUACCUCGCCGUCGAGCGCGACCCGGACCCGACCCUCCCGCCGUCCUUCGCGCUGCUCAGCGUCUGGGACGCCACGCGCUCACUACGCCUCCGCGUCGGCGGCGUCGCGCCGCUCCUCCGCGCGUCCCUCGCCGCGGCGCGGGCGCUCGACCGGCACGCGCCCUGGCUGCGCGUCCCGUCCCUCCCGGACGUGUUCCGCCCGUUCGGCACGUACCUCCUCUACGGCCUCCGCAUGUCCGGUCCCGAGGGCCCCGCGCUGCUCCGCUCGCUAUGCCGGCACGCACACAACGUCGCGCGCAACAACCCUGCCUGCGCCGUCGUGGCCGCCGAUCUCGGGCCUGACGACCCCGCAGCCGCCGCCGUACCGCACUGGCCGAGUUUCUCCUGCGACGAGGACGUCUGGUGCGUCAAGAAGCUCGGCUCCACCGCUGACAGCACUGGCAAUGCUGGCGACGACGACGAAGACGACUGGACGACCUUGCCUCCGGCCGAAUUCCUGUUCGUGGAUCCCCGAGAGUUCUGAUGUUCCAUCACGUCCUUCCACGGUCUCCUCGGUUUUGAUUUUGGUGACCACGAAGAACUGUAGAUACGUUAUACUCUCAUUCGUAGAUUGACAUGUGUAUGGUGCAGAUUGAUGCAUGGAUAUGGAUUAAUAUUGCGGAAGGUUUUACAGUAACCCUCAAGAACAACAAGGUCGCCUUCUGACAGACUUUCUCUCAAGUUGCUUGUUCAUCUGUCUCAACUACUAUAUGAAACGAGCGGACAUUUUUGUUUAGGCUGGAGCGUGCUGCUCCUUGUAUCCUGGGCUGGUACAGUACGUACAAAGCUUUCCAA
Lolium perenne is the source of this 1733-nucleotide messenger RNA. RefSeq names its product acetyl transferase GW6a. Gene Ontology annotation, molecular function: acyltransferase activity, transferring groups other than amino-acyl groups. Lineage: Eukaryota; Viridiplantae; Streptophyta; Magnoliopsida; Poales; Poaceae. The record is from RefSeq and is a predicted model, not a curated record.